Molecule: messenger RNA, 342 nt
Organism: Loa loa (African eye worm)
Lineage: Eukaryota; Metazoa; Nematoda; Chromadorea; Rhabditida; Onchocercidae
Exons: 2
Coding region: 1-342 (113 amino acids)
Source: RefSeq, a predicted model, not a curated record
AUGGGUAUUUUGCAGGAAUACAGCAAGCUUGAAGGAUUACGAAGACAAAGAAUUAGGGAUGCAGGGUUCAAAAAUGAAAAGAUUAAUACAGCAAUGGAGAGUAGAGGGGUGACUGAGGAAAUUGCGAAUGGUUACAAUGAGAAAAAAAAAGGAGGAAUGAAAGAUGCUGGGAAAGCUUUUGUGGCAUACCUGCUGAGAGAGGCCAUGGGGGCAGUUUUCCCUCCCGAUGUGAUUCUCGCUAUCCAUCACUUCAUGCUACUGACCCCGCGCAAUUCUCCUAGUAGCACGUGUCGUUAUACCACACUUAUGUCUGUCCCUCUCUGCAUCCCAGCACUGCCUUGA